Fraxinus pennsylvanica is the source of this 1371-nucleotide messenger RNA. Lineage: Eukaryota; Viridiplantae; Streptophyta; Magnoliopsida; Lamiales; Oleaceae. The record is from the annotation of a GenBank genome assembly.
AUGGGUUGUAUUCAGGCUAAGGGGACCGUGUGCAGCCCUACAAAUGGUCUUGGCAAGUUGAAACUUGACAAUGGAUAUGUUCAAGGACGUGAUGCAAAGAAACAGGAUCACAAUAAGGCAUCUCGGCCCAAAGUGGACGUUAAGAAUGAGGUGGUUGCCGCCGGCGGUGGUGGGCGGGAGAGAAAGAUCAGUAGAGAAGGUGAGAGAGGCAUCAAUGGCGGUGGAAAUGUUUCACAGAGGAUUUCAGUCAAGAAACUUGCUGUAGAUGAACUGGUUGGUGGAUGGCCUAAAUGGCUUGUUGAUCAUGUUCCCAGCGAUGUUUUGGCUGGUUUUAUUCCAACAACUGCUGAUUCUUACGAUAAGCUCGCAAAGGCUAAGGGGACCGUGUGCAGCCCUACAAAUGGUCUUGGAAAGUUGAAACUAGACAAUGGAUAUGUUCAAGGACGUGAUGCAAAGAAACAGGAUCACAAUAAGGCAUCUCGGCCCAAAGUGGACGUUAAGAAUGAGGUGGUUGCCGCCGGCGGUGGUGGGCGGGAGAGAAAGAUCAGUAGAGAAGGUGAGAGAGGCAUCAAUGGCGGUGGAAAUGUUUCACAGAGGAUUUCAGUCAAGAAACUUGCUGUAGAUGAACUGGUUGGUGGAUGGCCUAAAUGGCUUGUUGAUCAUGUUCCCAGCGAUGUUUUGGCUGGUUUUAUUCCAACAACUGCUGAUUCUUACGAUAAGCUCGCAAAGGUAGGCCAUGGAACGUAUAGCAAUGUGUAUAAGGCUCGGCAUAAGUUCACCGGUAAGCUGGUUGCCUUAAAGAAGGUUCGUUUCGAUAAAUCAGAGCCUGAAAGUGUAAAAUUUAUGGCAAGAGAGAUCAUAAUGUUGAAGCACCUUGACCAUCCGAAUAUUAUUAAGCUUGAAGGAAUAGCCACAUCAAGAAUGCAAUACAGUCUUUAUCUAGUAUUUGAUUUUAUGCCAUCAGAUUUAACCAAAGUCAUCUCACGUUCAGAAGGAAGGCUUACUGCACCUCAGGUCAAGUGUUAUAUGCAGCAGCUGCUCUCAGGUCUUCAGCAUUGCCACGAGAGGGAAAUUUUGCACAGGGACAUAAAAGGAUCCAAUUUGCUGAUUGACAGGAAUGGGAUGCUCAAGAUUGCUGAUUUUGGGCUAGCUAAUUUUUACAAAAACAAAACAAAACCCACUCUCACGAGCAGAGUUGUGACAUUAUGGUACAGAGCCCCAGAACUACUACUAGGCUCUACAGAUUAUGGGGUUGGCAUUGAUCUGUGGAGUGCAGGAUGCCUGUUAGCAGAGAUGUUUGAGGGACGACCAAUUAUGCCUGGCAGGAACGAGGUAAUACCAUCUUCAAGUACUUGUGCUGCUACUAGCUAA